Daldinia vernicosa is the source of this 2122-nucleotide messenger RNA. RefSeq lists its product as uncharacterized. Gene Ontology annotation, molecular function: histone binding; DNA binding. Gene Ontology annotation, biological process: nucleosome assembly; regulation of DNA-templated transcription. Bases 452 to 1711 code for a protein of 419 amino acids. NCBI's taxonomy places the organism in Eukaryota, Fungi, Ascomycota, Sordariomycetes, Xylariales, Hypoxylaceae. Gene Ontology annotation, cellular component: nucleolus. The record is from RefSeq and is a predicted model, not a curated record. The transcript is spliced from 2 exons.
UGCAGCACAGGCCGCAAUACCUGGCCCACUCGAAGUUAAAUCAGGCUCAGGAAGUACUUCUUACUUCGGACGUCUUGUUAUGGAUGUACAUAUGUAGGAGCGGGAACAGCACGAGACUUUCUUUUUUGUUCAAACGCCUUCUUAUCACUUCUAACCUUAACAACCCUCCAGAUAACCUUAUUCUUUGUUGUUAAAUCAGCUGACGCAUUCGUUUUCUUGCAUAAAUCGCUAGUGAUACUAUAUUUCAACUACAGAAUUGUGACAACCGGUUAAUCUGGCCAUAUUUUAUCAGCUUUUUCGGGUCGCAUUGGGGUCUUGGGAAAAGAGUCAUCGCACAUGCCACAGCCCGCCGACUUAUGACGCCUCAGGCACACUAUAAGCUCCUGGCGGCAAUCGGGAUACCCUUCAGAGACUCUCCCCUGUCAUCCAACUGACAUCGAGUCUUAUCAUAAUGCCGAUUGGUGACCUCCUCGCCGAGAUCUCUGGCGGGAAUCCAUCAUCCGAGCCACGGCCCAAAACACCAAUAUCGACCGCUGUGAAGCGCAAAGCCGAUGAUGAUUCGCAUAGCACGACGUCGAACAAAUACCCCAAGUCGCGACAACAGGAUGGAACUUACUCGACAAGUAAGACCACCCGUGAUGUGAAGACGGAUCCUGUCGAUCGGCCAAAGCCUACCACCGCGUCCUCGUCCGUUAAAUCUUCGUCCCUACCUCAUCGUACGAGUUCGCCAUCCAUAAAUGGUCGCUACCAACCUCCAGUACCAAGUGUGCAACGUACAGGCGUCUCAUCUUCAAAUGGCAGGCCUGGAUCCGGAUCGGUAUCCAACAUAUCCCAGCCGAAGAAGUCAACAGAUCAGAUUGCUAGUCGGCCAAAACUUAGUGCAUCUUCACUAGCAGCUGCUUCCAAAGCGCCUCCUGCGAAAUCGUCACCCACGACUCCGACCGCCUCAGACCCGUCUAAAGCGCCAAAGAAAGGUUCGUAUCAGGAGAUAAUGGAACGUGCUAAAAAGGCCCAAGCGUCGAUGGGUAAAGUUGGUAUGAUUCAGCACAAGUCCAUCGGAACCUCCAAGAAAGAGCAGCCCGCAAAGGCGGAACAGAAGCCAAACGGUGCCAAAGGAAGAGAUGGAAAGCCGUAUCUUGGGAAUAGUCGGUCAUCCACUGCACCUCCUCGUGGAGGGGCGAGACCCGGAACGGCGGUCCGUGAUGCAGGCCGGAAUGGAGCCGGAAAUGAUGCUAAAGCAAGCGGCAAGUCAAGGCCUGGCUCAGCUGGGGGGGAAACACUGGAAAAGAAAAUAAAGAAGUCGGCGACAGCUACUACAGGUUAUACCGGAACUGCUCGUCCCCGACCUGGCGCGGCAUCGGAGAAACCAUCAGCAUCCAGGAAAGGCAGCUCCUCAGCUUAUAGAACCGGUGGGCUUCUUGCACCCCCACGGCCAAGCCGUCGGGAUGACUACGCAGAUGAAUAUGAUGAAGAUCUAGACGAUUUCAUCGAGUACGAUGAGGAGGACACGCCCGGUUACCGAGGCGAGAGAUAUAACGGAUAUGAUUCGGAUGGCUCCAGCGAUAUGGAGGCGGGCCUUUCGGAUAUCGACGUAGAGGAGCGAAGAGCUGAGCUACUAGGCCGCGAAGAGGACAAGCGGGAGCAAGCCCUCGAGGAGAAACUCAAGCGGGAGAAGGAGGAACGAAAACGACGACUCGGCAUAGCUCGUUAAGAUAUCACUUUAAUACUCAUCUACCCACAAACGACAGAGUUCAGCGCAGAUAUUCGCGGGAUGGCGGCUUCUUCAUACUUUACUUCGUUAACGCUUAUUUUAAAAGACAUGGUUUACGUAGAUGGAAAUUGCAUGGAAGACGGCGUUCUAUGAAAUUUCCACGCGCCCAAGGCAUACCUGGGUGAGCACUGGCGUUCGUCGUUCUUCAUACAUACCCCGUGUCAGGGUCAUCGACAGGAUAAUGCAACGGUUUAAUCAUAUCGGUGUAGUAUAGCCUUAGAUGUCUUCUAACAAUAUUACAGUACUGUACUUUUUUAGGGACUAAUUAAAUGAUAGUUGGUAGUUACUAAUACGCGCUUUGCUUCUUCUUUUCGGUGUGGUAACCUGACACUUAACCCCUUUAUCCAGAUG